CUAUACAGCUGUCAUGGUGUCUCCCUCCCACAAUGCACCAGGUCUGUCAAAAAACAUGGCGGCGUCCGGAAGGCAUGCAGGGCAUUACAUCAACAAGAACAGUAGAUCUCUACUAAAUCACUUGGAUAAGUUGUUGGGACAAAGAGGGUUUGCUUUGAGUUCAGUUUUACGACAGCAAACAGCCACUCUUCAAAACGAUUCUACAGAGGCUAUUGUCAUUCCGAGAAAGAAAACAUGGGGAAAGGAAGCUGUGCUGGAGGCUCUGGCUUCCACUGUCAACCGGGACCCGACAGCAUACCACUACCAGUUCCAGGAUGACCCUUACUUAUCGCCAAGGACCUCUGCGGAGUCUAAGCUGUACUCCAUGUCCCAGGAGUCGGGGAGAGCUGCGGCCAAGUACUUUGUCGAUAUGUAUCCCAAAUACUUCACAAAGGACUUUGCUGAGCCGCAUAUUCCGUGUCUGAUGCCGGCCAGCGUGGCACUGAGUCUGGAGGAGGUGAGCGAGGAGGCGCUGAGGGAGAGGAUCGGCCUGCGCAAAGUAGGAGCUGCUGUGGAGAUGUACGAUCAACUCGUGCAAGCUGGCACCCCGAUCUCCGAGCAAAUGACCUAUGACCUGUUGGACCUGAUCUGCUUCUACGGGGACCGAGAGCCGGCCCAGGAGGGGGAGCCAGAGGCCGAUCAGACGGAAGCGUCCGCGGAGGAGCUGAGGAGGAAGAGAGGGCGGCUCCACCGUGCGUCUGACACCCUGCGGGGCGUGUGGCGGGAGAACAACAACGCGGAGCGGCUGUUCCGCCUGCUGCCGGAGAGAGACGCGCGGUGCUACUCGGCCGUCAUCAGGGGCAUGGUCAAACAUGGAGCUUUCGCCAAGGCGUUUGAUAUGUACACAGACAUGCUGAACAACAGGCUGACUGCUGACGUGGAUAUCUUCAACGCGCUGAUCCUGGCCGUUCCAGAAAUGAGGGAGGCCUACACAGAGAAGGUGGACUUCAUCACGGAUCUGCUGAACCAAAUGAACCAGCAGAAGGUGCAGCCCAACCUGCAGACAUUCAACAACGUUCUCAAAGUCCUGCGGCGAUGCGGAGCCCUGGCCAAGUCCAUCUCUCUGCAAACGCUCAGCGAGAUGAAGGCUCUGGGCAUAGCCCCUAGUCUUGCAUCCUUCAACCACCUCCUGGCAAUCUUCUAUAAAGGAGGAUCCGCUGCCGAUUAUCCGACUGAUAUUCUUCAGGAACUGUUGUCAGAAAUAGAAACCACUAGCUUCACCUGCCAAGACCCUGAAGACGUCUGGUUCUUCUCAAGUGCAAUGAAAAUAUGCUUGGAAACCAAAGACAUGAAGCUGGGCUACAAAGUUCACAGUUUGGUGGGAGUGGGGGACAACUGGAGGCUGUUGGGAGACUCGUACCAGCAGGGCAUGUUCUACUACCGCUUCUUCAGCCUGCUCUGCCUGAUGGAGCACGUGGACGUGGUGCUGAAGUGGUACCACCAGCUCAUGCCCUCGCUGUACUACCCCAACCCCCAGGGGAUGAGGGACCUGCUGCAGGCGCUGGACACGGAGAGCCGCCUGGAGCUGCUGCCCUCCAUAUGGAAAGAUGUGAAGACUCUGGGUCACGAUAACAAGUCUGAUUUGGUGGAGGAGCUGCUGUCCCUCAUGGCCAGAGAGAAACACAGUCCAGAGGUCCAGGAGUCGUUUGCCGACUGCGCUCUGGACAUAAAGGCGGCGUUCGACGUGGACCGCCGUAAGCCCAGCCUGGAGUGGAGCCCCUUGGCCCUCGGCCACGUCACCACCCUCCUACUGCGGGCCGGCAGGAUACCCCAGGCCUGGGAAAUGAUGCAGCUCUUCAAGUCCAAGAACAGAAUCCCCUCUGAGGCGCUGCUGGAGGACUUCCUGUCCCAGUGCUCCGGCGCCCCCACCACGGCGGUGGAGCUGGUGAAGCUGUCUGCGGCCUUCUGUUUGCCCGCCACACCCCAACGGGCCCAGCGGGUGCUGCUGGAGUUUGACCUGACGGAGGACCAGAGGACAACGCUGUCUGAGCUUGAGUCCUCGUGGGACCACAACGAAUGAAGCCAUUCUGCAUGGCUGCAACCAGACCAACCAGGGUUUCCACUCAGUAGUACAAUCUAUGUUUCUGUUCCUGUUCCUAGACAUAUUUAACCCACCAAUGACGACAAUAAAGUAAGAUGUUUAGACAUAA
Messenger RNA from Gadus macrocephalus (Pacific cod), 2189 nucleotides. It is a transcript of the gene ptcd3, whose product is annotated as pentatricopeptide repeat domain 3. Gene Ontology annotation, cellular component: mitochondrion. The transcript is spliced from 23 exons. NCBI's taxonomy places the organism in Eukaryota, Metazoa, Chordata, Actinopteri, Gadiformes, Gadidae. Bases 14 to 2059 code for a protein of 681 amino acids. Gene Ontology annotation, biological process: mitochondrial translation. The record is from RefSeq and is a predicted model, not a curated record. Gene Ontology annotation, molecular function: ribosomal small subunit binding; rRNA binding; protein binding.